Prorocentrum cordatum is the source of this 1518-nucleotide messenger RNA. NCBI's taxonomy places the organism in Eukaryota, Dinophyceae, Prorocentrales, Prorocentraceae. The record is from the annotation of a GenBank genome assembly.
AUGGCAUCUGCCACCAUGGCAUCUGCCACCUCAGCGUCCCAGGUCGAGUCAAUCACCAUGGCCUCCGCGGCGUGGGAUGCUAUCGGCAUGGAGCUGACAAUCUUCGCGGUCACGGCCCUCUGCGCAGUGGCUGUGCGGAUGCUCACGAGCAAGCAACAGAUGCCUCUGAAAGGCUACGGCAAGACCCCUGGGUUCGCGAAGGCGACUCCUGCCGCCAAGACUUGUCCCACGACCAUCAGCGAUGGGGCCCCAUGGCGCAGUGCGGGCGCCAACCAACGGCGCAGGCCUGUCCUGACAGUGCCCGCCCGCACUGCCAGCGGCCGGCAGUCGGGCGUCCAGGAUCCUUCCGCGCUGGUCUCCAUCAUCGACGAGGUCGUCAGCGGCAUCCGGGAGCAGCAGAGCAUGAAGUUCGCAUCGAGGGUCCUCGUGCUCUACUCGGAGUUCCAGGCGUGCAUGUCGGCGCCCGGCGCGCCGACUCUCGAGCAGGCGGCCAGGCGUUCCAAGCACACGCCUUUGGAGUUCUACACGGCAGUGGUGCAGUGCGCGGUGCGGACGAGCCGCUCGGGCCUCGUCGACGGGAUUAUCGGGGACAUGGUCCGCUUCAAUGUCGAGCGGAGCCUGCACUUCUACGAGGUCACCAUGAAGCAGCUUGCGGCCCAGAAGCAGUACCGGCAGGCACUCGCUACGUACGACCGCCUGAAGGAGGACGGUCUAGAGCCCUCGGUGGUGACGUGCAGUUGCCUGAUCGGCUUUGCCGCCGAGGUCGGGGAGCUGAGUCGCGCGGUGGAGUUCUUCAGGACCCUGUCGUCGAUCACGACGCCGUCCAUCCGGGCGUACAUGACGGUGCUGCGCGUGCACGCGAAGAGGCAGGACUGGGCCGCCUCGCUCGCGGUCUUCCGGGAGAUGCGGGAGCGCGGGGUGAAGCGGGACAGCCUGGUCCUCAACUUCGUGCUCGCCACGGGCGUGUCCUGCGACCAGGUCCAGGAGGCGGCCGCGCUCGUCGAGGAGGCCCAGCGCGAGGAGCCCGGCAUCCUCGACGUGGUGUCCUACAACACGGUGCUCAAGGGCUACACCCAGCGCGGUGACGCGGAGGGCGCUCUCAGGACCCUCGCGGAGAUGAGCUCCAGGGGCGUGGCCCCCAACUCGAUCACCUUCAACACCGCCAUGGACGCCGCGGUGCGGGGCGGCAGCGUGGCGGAGGCCUGGGAGCUGCUGGGCGGCAUGCGCCGCGCGGGCCUGCCCCCGGACAAGUUCACCUGCUCCAUCCUGGUCAAGAGCCUCGCCAGGAGCGGAAGCAGGGAGUACGUCCCGGAGGUCCUCGCCUUGCUCGCGGAGGUGGGGGCCAGAUGCGACCCCGGGCUCCUCUCCUCGCUGUACGCGGCCGCGCUGGAGGCGGCGGCGCCCGACGCGGUGUUGCUCUCGAGGGCGGUGUCGCAGAUGCGCGCCCAGGGCGUCGCCGCGCCGCCCGCGGCGCGGCAGCUGCUGGCGGAGAUCGGAAGAGCCGCGGGCGCGGACUGA